Messenger RNA from Acipenser ruthenus (sterlet), 8611 nucleotides. It is a transcript of the gene lrrk2, whose product is annotated as leucine-rich repeat kinase 2. Gene Ontology annotation, biological process: protein phosphorylation. NCBI's taxonomy places the organism in Eukaryota, Metazoa, Chordata, Actinopteri, Acipenseriformes, Acipenseridae. The transcript is spliced from 52 exons. Bases 602 to 8146 code for a protein of 2514 amino acids. Gene Ontology annotation, molecular function: protein binding; ATP binding; GTP binding. The record is from RefSeq and is a predicted model, not a curated record.
AUUGAUACCACGCAAUCACCAAAACCACUCCUACAACCAUUUUUAACUGUUACACACAUCACCUAUUACAAAAACCCCCCUCGACUAUCAAUAAAACAAGUUUAUUAUAAGUGGACUUGGCAACUGUGGUGUGUAGUUCUAACUUUUAACUGUCGUAAAGCAAAUGGAUCAUCAUGACGCUGUUGUGUGGUUUCAAAUUUCCAGCCAAGAAAAAAAAACUCAGUUGAAAAAGAAAACAAAUUGUAUUCUUGGGUCUGCGUGCAACGAAUUGUAAUUAAUUACAAAACAAGUUACCAAUUCAGUUAAAUAACUACAAUUGUGAUUUGGGUUGAAACAUAUAUAACGCGAUAGGAUAUUAAUUUAUAAACAAGAAAAGACCCGCAGUACUGCACUGUCUACAACCCGAGCAUAUAAACAGUCAUAUGAUUGAUUUUUUAUAUGCAGUUAAACUGCAAGAGGAAGCAAUCUUCGCCCAAUUCAUAACUCAAAUUUAAAUCGCCUGUACAACAACCAUGAUGAAUAUUCAUUCGGAAACAUAUGAUUUUAUCACUACUGUGGCGUUGUAAAACAAACAAACAAACAAAAACAAAGCAGACUCGAUAUGGCCGGUAAAGAAGAAGAACUUGAAGAAAAACUAAAAAAACUCAUCGUACGACUUAAAAAUGUCGAGGAAGGAAAACAGAUGGAGAACCUUAUUCAGAUACUGGAGGAUAUGCUCUUUUUAACUUUUGUUGAUGAUUGCGCAACAGACAUGUUCAAAGACAAACAAGCCCAUCUGCCUUUGGUGGUAGUCCUGGAAUCCUAUAUUAACACUGCCAGUGUACAACAGGUGGGCUGGUCAUUGUUCUGUAGACUGCUGGAAGUUUGUCCUUCUACUCUCGAUGACAUAGCUUCUCCACAGGAUGUUGGAAAGGAAUGGGAUGUAUUGGGAAUACAUCAACAGAUUCUCAAAAUGCUGGUUUUGCACAAUGGACAUGUUAAGCUGAUGAUGAUUGGACUCAGAGCUUUAUCACAUCUUCUGCAGUCAGAUGCAAUUUUGUUAUUAAUCUUGGAUGAAGAAGUUGAUGUUUUCUAUUUGAUUGUCGAUGCAAUGACUGUUUUCAUUUCAAAUGAAGAAAUCCAGAUCUAUGGAUGUAAAUCUUUACAACUGCUUCUGGAGAAAGUUGCUGAUGUGCACUUAGCUGAGUUUGUGGAAACUGGAGAUCACAUGGCAAUUUUGAAUUCAAUAAAGCAAUUCCAAGACAACGAGGACACUGUACUUCAUGCACUGAGGGCCAUACUGCCUUUGACUGGUCCAGCUAGUAAUGUGGAAGUUCUCAUGUCAGGAAAUGAAAGAUGUUACAGUUUGAUAAUGAGUGCAAUGGAAACUUUCCCCAGUAACGAAGAAAUACAGGAAAUUGGCUGCUGUUUGUUUCAGAAAUUUACAUCAGAAAGUUUUUAUAACAUUCUUGUAUUAAAUGGGGUACAUAAAGUCAUUAUCAAGGCAUCUAUGACGUACCUGAAGAAUGCAAACCUGCAAGCUUCGUCUCUAACUUGCUUGGCGUGUCUCACCGAAACAAUCAUUUUGAACAAGGACUUGUAUGAAUGGAAGGAGGAGGAAGAAGAUAAGUGCUUGGUGGAUGCUUGUUGUAGAGCACUGGAAUUCCACAGAGCAAGCAAAGAAGUCCAGGAGGCAGCUUGCUGGGCACUGAAUAAUCUUCUUGUUUAUGAAAGUAAACUUAAUGAAAUGUUUGGUGAUGAAGAUGGCAGGUACCCUGUGCAUAGACAGGUGAUGGCCGCUAUGCUUUUGCAUUCAUCGUCGAAAGGAGUGUUCCAAGCAGCAGCUAAUGCAUUGGCAACUUUAGCUGACCAAAAUGUUAAAAUAAGAGCACUUCUACUGUCAAAUGGGAUACACAUUAACAUCAUAGAGCUGAUGAAGAAACACUCAGACUCUCCUGAUGUUGCUGAAAGUGCAUGUAGGCUGCUUUAUAAACUUUUCCAGGGAAGUUUGGUGAGUCUUGAUGUUGUGACAAUGGCUAUGGCUGAGAUCUUAAGUGCUAUGAAAAUACAUAACUGUGUCCCUUCUGUACAACUUGAGGCGCUUAGAGCCAGUUUACUGUUUGUCAGUCCUGGCAUGAACCAGAAAGGACAAGAGACUGCCCCAUGCACAGUGGAGGAUCCUGAUGCAGUAGAUGUGACUCCAAAAGUUAUUAAAAAUCAGUGCGUGUUAGAAGGUGCUCACACUCUGGUCCUUGAAUCUUUGAACAAGUUUAUUGGAAGCCCAGCCAUUCAAGAAUAUGGGUUACGUGUACUUUGUUCACUCAGUGACUGUUCAGGUGCAUUGGAGCUUAUGUCUCAGCAGGGAGCAGUAGAUACAAUUCUUCACACACUACAAAUGUAUCCAGAUGGAAAAGAAAUUCACCUGCUGAGUCUAAAUUUACUAGGCCGCCUUAUUCCAAAAAAGAAACGGUCUGCAGCAACUGUUACUAUUUUGGCAUCUAUUUUAGUUAAAGCCUUACUCCGAUUCAAAGAGGUUUUGGACAUGCAGAUACUGGGAUUUCGUGCUGCAUUUACUUUGCUUGAAAUGUCUCCAAGUGCUGCCGAAGAGCUGGAAAAAGAAUCAUUUGACAAAGUUAUUUUUCAACAUAUGAACACCUGUCUUUUGGAACAGAGAAAUGAUGUGCUUCAGAAGUUGUGCUGCAUGUGCCUUUCAAAAAUGGCAGCUGACAGUGAUAUUAAACACAGGAUGCUGGACAAGGCCUGUAUAGAAAACGAUGUAGUCAUGGCUGAAUGUUUGAUCCUUCUCGGAGCGGAUAUCAAUAAGAAAACAAAGAAGGACUCUUUAAUUUAUCAGGUGUGCGAGAAAGGCAGUAACCCAGAGUUAGUGGAGUUGCUGUUGAACAAUGGAACACAUGAGCAGGACAUUCGAAAAGCUCUGAGCAUCAGCGUAAAGAAACGGGAUAGCCUAAUCAUUAGUUUACUUCUAAGAAAGCUGGGGCUUGAUCAGGCAAAUAAUGCCAUCUGCCUAGGUGGUUUUCGUCUGGGUCAAAUUGAACCCUGCUGGUUGAGCCCUUUGUUUUCUGAACGCAGGACUUCUAAUUUCAGAAGGCCGACAAGCAAAGGUGUUUCUCUGGCCAGAAUGAUAAUAAGAUAUCGGAUGCGAAAAAUCAACUCUGAAUCCCAGAAAUCAAAUUCAGAUGAAUUGGAUGAAACUGAUGACUACAGUGUUCUGUCUGAGCCUCCUGAGGAUGGAAAUGUUUUCAGGAGUGAAGACAUUGAAAGUGAAGGAAGUGAUGGUAUACUGCAUGUGAUGAAGAAAUCUCAAUCUGACACUGCGGCUGAAUUGUGUAGAGAUUUGUCAGCAUUGCAGCAAUUGAGACGCAGGCACCCAAGUUCUGAGGGAGGAAGUGGAGAUUCAGGUUCAAAUGAGAUGCAUAAGAUAAGAUUCUUCAAGGCAGCUGCAAGCCGAAGAAUAUCAACGGAAAGCCCGUCCUUGUUGGGCAUGGACAGGGAGUGCAUUAAACUGGUAGAUCUUUCUGGGAAUGAACUGGAAAACCUCCACGCCAUCUGUGGGAAGACCUCAAUCAGUAGUCAUGUUGAACAUGUUGUAAGACUGGAGCUACACCAGAACAGCCUCUCAGAGUUUCCAGGAAGACUGUGUGAGACAAUGAGGUGUUUGACACACCUUGACCUGCAUAGCAACAGAUUCACAUCUUUCCCGUCAUGUGUGCUGAAAAUAAAUUCCAUUAGCUACCUGAAUAUCUCAAGAAAUGAAAUUGGUCCGUCUUUGACUCUGGAUCCCGAUGUCAGAUGUCCAACACUGAAACAGUUUAUUGUGUCCUUCAAUCAUCUAUCAUCUAUCCCAGAUCAUCUUGGGCAAAUUGUGGAUAAACUGGAGGAGAUCUCACUGGAAGGGAAUAAAAUUACUGAAAUCAUCUCUCCACUCUGCUUGUCUGAGCUAAGGCUCCUGGACAUCAGUAAGAACGACAUUUCCACAAUUGCUGAGAAUUUUCUUUCUCAGUGCCUCAAAUUGGAGACUUUCAAUGUUUCUUUCAACAAAUUGAGUUCUGUGCCCUAUCUGCCAUCAAAAAUAACUACAAUCAAAUUUUCUCACAAUGAAUUUACAAGCAUCCCAGAUGCUAUUCUUCACCUCCCAUAUUUGCGCUCAGUGGAUAUGAGAAACAAUAAAAUCACGGUGCUUCCUGGGCCUUCACAGUGGGAAUCUGUUAACUUAAGGGAGCUGAUUUUCAGCGACAACCAGAUCAGUGUACUGAAUCUUAGUGGACCAGUGUACAAAUGGGCAAGACUGGAAAAACUGCACCUCUGUAAGAACAGACUGAAAGAGAUCCCAUCAGAGAUUGGGCUGCUGGAAAAUCUGACCUCUCUGGAUGUCAGCAAAAACUCAGAAUUGAGAUCCUUCCCUGAUGAAAUGGGGAAGCUUGAACAGGUCUGGGACCUGCCUUUAGAUGAGCUGCAAUUAGACUUGGAUUUGAAACACAUUGGCAGCAAAACCAAGGAUAUCAUAAGAUUCCUCCAACAACGUCUAAAGAAGGCGGUUCCAUACUAUCGGAUGAAGCUGAUGAUAGUGGGGAACACUGGGAGUGGUAAAACUACGUUACUCCAGCAGCUCAUGAAACUUAAACGCUCACGGUCCCGAGCUGAAAAGGCUACAGUUGGAAUAGAUGUAAAGGACUGGAAAAUUCAGGAAAAGGGGAAAAAUAACAUUGUUUUAAAUGUCUGGGACUUUUCAGGCCGGGAAGAAUUUUACUGUUCACACCCUCACUUCAUGACACCACGAGCCUUGUAUCUUGUUGUUUAUGAUUUGAGUAAAGGAGCAACUGAAGUCAAUUCAAUUAAGCCUUGGUUGUUUAACAUAAAGGCCAGAGCCUCUUCAUCUCCGGUUAUACUAGUUGGUACCCAUACAGAUGUAAGUGAAGAAAAGCACCUUCAGGCAUGUACAGCAAAAAUCAGAAGCGAGCUUCUGAAUCACCAUGGCUUCCCUGUUAUUCGAGAUCAUCACCUUGUGACUGCCACAGAGGAGUCGGAUUCCAUGGGAAAACUUCGGAAAGCCAUUGUGAAAGAAAUCAUGAACUUCAAGAUUCGGGAUCAGCCAGUCAUGGGUCAGCUGAUCCCUGACAGUUACCUGGAACUAGAGAAGAGAGUUCUGCAGGAGCGCAAGAACGUAUCCCCAGAAUUCCCCGUCAUCCGCCAGCAGCGCUUGCUGGAAAUCGUGCAGGAGAACCAACUUCUUCUAGUUGAAAGUGAACUUCCCCAUGCUGUUCACUUUCUCAAUGAGUCUGGUGUACUGCUACAUUUUGAAGAUUCUGCACUUCAGUUAAGAGACCUUUACUUUGUGGAUCCCCAGUGGCUGUGUAACAUGAUGUCGCAGAUAUUAACACUAAAAGGAGGAGGUUUUUCCAAAUACCCAAAAGGAAUGGUUCAACGUUCAGAUGUAGAAAAAUGUCUUUUUCACAGUAAAAGCUUCCCGAAGAAUUACAUACCUCAGUAUUUCAAACUCCUUGAAAAGUUUCAGAUUGCACUGCCUUUGGGAGAAGAGCAGCUCCUUAUUCCUAGCAGUUUGUCAGACCACAGACCUGUGAUUGAACUUCCCCACUGUGAAAAUUCUGAAAUAAUUGUGAGGCUUUAUGAGAUGCCAUACUUUCCAAUGGGCUUCUGGUCUAGGCUAAUCAACCGACUGUUUGAAGUUUCUACAUUCAUGCUCUCUGGAAGAGAAAGAGCCCUUCGUCCCAACAGGAUGUACUGGAGACAAGGCAUCUACCUCAACUGGUCUCCAGAAGCUUACAGCUUAGUAGAAUCAGCCGUUCUGGACAACACACCCGAGAGUUUCCUAAAAGUCACUGUUCCUUGCUCCCAGAAAGGGCGUGUUUUGCUGGGGCAGGUUGUGGAUCACAUUGACAGUCUUUUGGAGGAAUGGUUUCCAGGUCUCCUAGCAACAGAUGUAUGUGGGGAUGGUGACACCCUGCUGAAGAAAUGGGUUCUGUACAGCUUCGAAGAUGGUCAGGAGUGUCAGAGGAUAUUGCUGGAUGAGCUGCUUAGCCAAACAAAUGAAGAAUGCCUUUUGGUUAACCCUGAGGAUCCAAGGUCUACCAUUCCCAUAUCCCAGAUUGCACCAGACCUCGUACUUACUGAUCUGCCUGCAAACCUCAUUAUAAACUGUGACCAACUGGAAAUUGACUCAUCUCCUGAAUAUUUACUGGGUGAAGGAGGUUUUGGGUCUGUAUAUCGUGCCGUAUAUAAAAAUGAAGAUGUUGCUGUCAAGAUUUUCAACAAGCAUGCAUCAGAAAUACAUCUACACAGACUACUGAGACAAGAGCUUUCAGUGCUUAGCCACCUGCACCACCCCAGUCUCAUCUCCCUGUUGGCAGCAGGAACUCAGCCCCGUAUGCUGGUCAUGGAACUAGCACUCAAAGGCUCCCUUGACACUCUUUUUGAAAACAAAAAGGGCAGCCUCAAUCGAACACUUAAACACAGGAUAGCUCUGCAUGUGGCGGAUGGUUUGAGGUAUCUACAUUCAUCUAUGAUAAUAUACCGGGAUCUAAAGCCACAUAACGUCCUCAUUUUUAAUUUAAAGACUAACUCGGAGAUCAUUGCAAAAAUAGCUGAUUAUGGCAUAGCCCAGUACUGCUGCAGCAUGGGGAUCAAGACUUCUGAAGGAACACCUGGAUUUCGUGCUCCUGAAGUUUCUCGUGGAAAUGUAAUUUAUAACCAGCAGGCGGAUAUCUAUUCCUUUGGCUUACUCUUGUAUGACAUCCUGACCUGCGGGGAACGUAUUUUAGAUGGAAUGCGGUUUCCCUGCGAGUUUGAUCAGUUAGCAGUUCAGGGAAAAUUACCAGAUCCGGUGAAACACUAUAACUGUUCUCCAUGGCCUGGGGUUGAGAAAUUGAUAAAAGACUGUAUGAGAGAGAAUCCAGAGGAAAGACCCACGUCAGCUCAGAUAGUUGACACUCUGAACUCUGCAGAGCUCCUCUGUUUAAUGCGCAAAGUCUCCCUGCCCAGCAGUUUGACAGCAGAAUGCAUUGCGGCCUCCAGUCUUACAUGCAGUAGGCCGGGGGUGUGGAUUGGCAGUGGCAGCAAGCAAAAGGGACAGAUCUCAUUUGUGGAUUUAGCUACAGGAAGGGAUGAAGUUCAGGAUAUUGAUAAUAGUCAGGUUUUAUGCCUCACUCUUGUCUGUCUGCCGGGGGAAGAGAUAAACAGGGUUGUUGCAGGGACGGCAUCUGGCAGACUGAUCGUUAUGAGCACAGAGGACACAACAUCUAGACACCAGCUGCAAAAACUGACAGACUCUAUCACCACUUUAUUCUUCCAUUCAUAUCCAAAACAUAGCAGGGAGAAUAAUUUUCUGUUAGCAGGGACAGCUGAUGGAAUGCUAGCUAUCUUUGAACAUUCAGUAAUCAAGUGUGACGAAGGAAAGCCUCAGAAGAUGGUGCAUAUUGGGAACAUCAACACUCCCUUAAUGGGUCUGAGUGAGUCUGCAUACGCCCAAGAUAAAAAUACAAUCUGGGCAGCUUGUGGCUCAAAGGUUGUGUCAUUUACAAAUGAAUUUGACAUUUGGAAAACCAUAGACACCAAGCCAAAUUACCAGGUCCUGCAAAGAUCUUGCAGUGAAGCAAACAUAAUAAGCCUUGCAGUUGAUAAAUACAUCUACUUAACAAAGAAAGACAGCCACAUUGUUGAAGUAUGGGACAAGAAGACUGAAAAAAUGUUUGAGCUCAUUGAUUGUUGUCGUUUGUUCAAAGAUGAAGCAAAGAAAAGAAAUAAGAAACUGACAACUGAAGAUCUUCGUUUUGCAAGAGUGAAGGCAUUGCUGCUUCAGCAGAAUACCACUCUAUGGAUCGGUACAUGGGGUGGACUCAUAAUACUUCUAGAUCUGUCUACGCAUCAACCAAUCCAACUAAUCAACAGCUUAAGUGACUCUAUCAUAAGUAUGACAACAGCACAAAUUGAAAGGGCAAGUCCAAAAAAUGUUGUGCUGGUUGUGGCUAAACACUGCAGAACUCGUCAUGAACUAGCCAGACUCCAACACGAACAAGAAUCUCUUCUGUAUGUCUGGAAUGGAAAUAUUUCUCUUGAAGUACAAAACCUACAGAAGCACAUCGAGAUGAGACGAGAAACAGCAGACAAAAUGAAACUGUGUUCUUAUGACUGAAGUGCAGACUCUAUGAAGAUCGGACAACACUAUAAAAUAGUGAUACUGUGGUAACUAAUUGGUAUAAUAACCUGGUCAUUAACACAGAAGUGAUGCUUUAAACGUAGUAAAAGCACUUUUAAAGGGAAAUGUGAAACAUCAUGUACAACUCAAUGGUUUUGCUUUGUGUUUAUUGCGGUUAAAUUAUUUAAAGACAAUGUUGUAACUUUUUUAGUAUUGAAGAAAUUGUAUCAUAAAAACAAUGUAUUGACAUUCAAUGUCAUACUGUGUAGUGUAUGUAAACAAGAAAAAUGUAUGUUUGUAUAUUAUAAACUUAAAGUACAAUUUCAUUUUGUAUUGUAAUAAUUAUCUGAAAACACUGUUUUUGUGUUCAUUCUUGUUUUUAAACACUUGUGAGACAGUAUGGAUCUGUUCUUUUAAGUCUGAACAAUUGAGUAAUAUAUUAAACAUGCCCAUUUAAGUUUU